This is a messenger RNA of Plectropomus leopardus (leopard coralgrouper), 3501 nucleotides long. It is a transcript of the gene gaa, whose product is annotated as alpha glucosidase. Gene Ontology annotation, biological process: glycogen catabolic process; lysosome organization. Gene Ontology annotation, molecular function: alpha-1,4-glucosidase activity; carbohydrate binding. Gene Ontology annotation, cellular component: lysosomal membrane. Lineage: Eukaryota; Metazoa; Chordata; Actinopteri; Perciformes; Serranidae. The record is from RefSeq and is a predicted model, not a curated record.
CCUAGUUUGACGUUAGCUUGCGCUUCGCCUCCUCUGCUACAGAUAUGGUAUUUUAUUGUAGACAUCCUUUUUCACUUAAACUCUGUUCAUUUCUCUUUUUUUGCUACACAACUUGUCUGCCACUUGGCUGAGAGGAAAUGCCAAAUAAGAGCUCCGACACUGAAGUGCUCGAUAGCUAAUGGCGAGCUAACGGCUAACUAAUGUCGCUGCCCCACCGAGCGAAAAACGGUUCAACGCCACAAAAUGAACAAAACUGAGUGUAAGUGAUUCUCCAUCAGCUAAAUACUCAUACCGGCUGUCUGUAACGACGACAAGGUACUCUACGGUUGAAUAUUUACACUGUAUGAGGCACAAAGUGUGUGUGUUACCGCAGAGCUCGGCUUAAAUGUCACCUGACACAAGUCAACAAACCCACCAUGUCACCGGAGAGCCUGUACUUUAUUCUUAUACUUUAUUAUACCAAAGCGCACGAAAUACUUGAUAAUAACAAUAAUAAUUCAGUGGACACAAACGGAGUCCGCGCAGAAAGCACCGCAGAGACUGAUAUUUCCAGAGAUAACAGAUGCACCGUGGCCCCAGAGAGCCGCUUUGACUGUGCCAGGGACAGGACAGCCGGUCAGGCAGAGUGUGAGGAGAGGGGGUGCUGCUACGCCCCUCUGACCAACUUAACAGGACCACCUUGGUGCUUCUACCCCACUUUGUACCCUGGCUACGAAAUGGGUCCGCUCACUCCCACCAGGCGAGGCCAGGGGGCCACCCUGACUCGUGCCACCCCCUCAUAUCUCCCCAGAGAUAUCUCCACUCUGCACCUGGAAGUCCUGGAAGAGCCUGCAGGCUGCUUACACCUCACUUUAAAGGACCCGUCGUCUCAGCGAUAUGAAGUGAAACUCCCUGGUGGAGUUCCUCAUAGCAAAGCUGACACCCAAGAUGCCCUCUUUACCACUGAAUACCAGUCUGACCCGUUUGGCUUCAUCGUGCGGCGAAAAUCUAAUGAAAGGGUGCUUAUGAAUACCACGGUCGCUCCGCUCCUGUUUGCCGAUCAGUACCUGCAGCUGUCCACUGCACUGGCCUCCUCCUUUGUGUCUGGCCUCGGGGAGCAUUACACCCCCCUCCUCCUGAAUCUGAACUGGACUUCUCUGACUCUCUGGAAUAAAGACAUGGCGCCUCAUGCCGAUGCUAACCUCUAUGGCUCCCAUCCGUUCUACAUCGUGCAGGAGGAGGACGGCUUGGCACAUGGAGUUUUCCUUCUCAACAGCAAUGCAGUCGAGGUGAUACUGCAGCCGACCCCCGCUCUCACCUGGGUGGCUAUCGGUGGAGUCCUGGACCUGUAUGUUUUCUUGGGUCCUGACCCUCAAAGCGUUAUACGACAGUACCUCCAGGUCAUUGGGUAUCCUAUGAUGCCUCCCUACUGGUCGCUGGGCUUUCAUCUGUGUCGCUGGGGUUACACAACAUCUAAUACAACCCGGCGUGUGGCACAACGCAUGCACAAUGCAAAAUUCCCCAUGGAUGUGCAGUGGAAUGAUCUGGACUACGCACAUAAGCGCAGGGUGUUCACCUUUGACCCCUGGCGAUUUGGGGACCUCCCGGAGAUGGUGGAGGAGUUCCAUAAGGGAGGCAUGAAGUACAUCCUUAUCCUGGACCCGGGGAUCAGCAGCACCAGCCCUCCUGGAACAUACCUGCCCUUCGAUGACGGCCUGAAACGAGACGUCUUCAUUAAAAAUGCUACAGGACACAUACUGAUCGGGAAGGUUUGGCCGGGCCCAACAGCCUUCCCUGACUUCACCAACCCAGAGACCAGACGCUGGUGGGAGGACUGCAUCAGAGAUUUUCAUUCUAAAGUUCCUGUGGACGGUCUAUGGAUUGAUAUGAAUGAACCAGCCAGUUUCGUGCAGGGUUCAGUGGAGGGCUGUCCUGACACUGAUCUUGAGAAUCCGCCCCACACACCCAGGGUGGUUGGAGGCCAGUUGAACUCGGGAACUCUUUGUAUGUCGGCUCAGCAGAAGCUUUCCACUCACUACAACCUGCACAAUAUGUACGGACUGACAGAAGCCUUUGCCACGCACAGCGCUCUUAUGAAGGUACGAGGGAAGAGACCCUUUGUCCUGUCUCGCUCUUCCUUCCCUGGCAUCGGACGCUUCUCUGGAGUGUGGACAGGAGACGUUCGGAGUGACUGGGAGCAGCUUCGAUACUCCAUCCCAGCGGUGCUGCAGUUCAGCCUUUUCGGCGUGCCCCUUGUGGGGGCGGACAUCUGUGGCUUUGGAGGAAACACCACUGAGGAGCUGUGUGUGCGAUGGAUGCAGCUCGGGGCCUUCUACCCAUUUAUGAGAAACCACAAUGACAACCUGAACGCUCCUCAGGAGCCUUAUGUAUUUGGACAGAAGGCCCAGGCAGCCAUGCGGAGUGCAUUGAACCUUCGCUACUCCCUUCUCCCGUUCCUCUACACGCUCUUCCAUCAUGCACACACUUCUGCUGAAACUGUGGCCAGGCCUCUCUUCAUGGAGUUUCCCUCUGACCCUAACUGUCAGACCAUAGACCGGCAGUUCCUGUGGGGGAGUUCACUUCUCAUUAGCCCAGUGUUAGAGCAAGGGGCAUCAGAGCUGGCUGCUUACCUGCCCCCUGGCACUUGGUACAGCCUGCACAAUGGUCAGCCUUUCUACAGUAAGGGUCAGUACCUGCUCCUUCCAGCUCCUCUGGACACCAUAAAUGUCCACGUGAGGGAAGGACACAUUAUCCCCCAGCAGGAGCCUGCUUUGACAACCACAGCCUCUCGAAGGAACCCUUUCUUCCUGACGGUGGCUCUGUCAGCGGGCGGCUGGGCCUGGGGGGACUUGUUCUGGGAUGACGGGGACAGUCUUGACACCUUCGAAAUGGGAAAUUAUUGUUACAUUAUCUUCAUGGCUGGGCAGUCUCAGGUGGUGAGUGAUCCCCUCAGGCUGGAUGGGGCCCUUGAUGGUCUGGUGCUGGGAGGGCUGCAGGUCUUCGGGGUUCCCUCACCACCCCUGUAUGUAUUAGCCAAUGGGGACAAAGUCAGGAACUUCACAUACCGCAGUGACACAAAGGUUUUGACAGUGACCGGCCUGGCCUUGCCCAUGUCAAAGGUGUUUACAGUCCAGUGGGCGCUCUGAUGCACUGAACUUCAUUACCCAAGAACCACAGGAAGCCUUUGCAUUUUUCUCUCCUGCUGAAAAGAUGUGCUACAUUUUUCUGCAAAGACACCAGACGAUUUCCUUCAGCUGUCCGACCCACCCAAAGCAACGCUGCUUCUACUUGCUCUGGCCCUUCGUCCAAAAUUAAAAGUAGUACUUUCUAAGCAGCAGGUUUUUAAAAAUGUGGAUCAGAGAGAGCCAUCAUCUUUGCCUUUUUCUUGCAGGGUAACUUUUGCCAGACUUAAGUAAGACAAUAUAAUGUCUUUGUGUUUUUUUAUUAUGUUUUUAAUAUUUUUGUGACUGAAGUGCAUUAGGAAUGAGGGAAUAAACAAAUACAUUUGUCUGCAACACUGCA